Molecule: messenger RNA, 1356 nt
Organism: Macrosiphum euphorbiae (potato aphid)
Lineage: Eukaryota; Metazoa; Arthropoda; Insecta; Hemiptera; Aphididae
Source: the annotation of a GenBank genome assembly
AUGACUACCACAGCUGCCGUCGAAGCGUCAAAAUUGGACCGUACCGAUCCCAGAGUGCGAAAACUUGUGUACAACAUGUACAGAAACGUUUUGGGGAAUUAUAACGAUAAAGCCAACGCUAUGUUGGACGCGUUGCCUGAACACCAGGUGACCCAAGACCAAGGGAUCGAUCGACAGCUAUCCAGUAUAUUGCAUCAAAUAGGAGUGAAAGACUUAGCCGCUGGAGAUAUGUCCGCACCACCCCCGCCAGCGCCGCCACCACUGCAAUAUUCUGGAGGAACAACUCAAGGUGGUCCACCCCCACCGCCACCUCCACCAAUGUUGCACAGUGGACACAUUCCAGCUAUUAGAAUAAAAACUGAGCUGAAUGAACCUAGAGAAAUACCAUCAACCAUACAAAAUGCAAUGGCUACCAAAGACAAAAAACCAUUUACGUAUCUUCCAGGUGGAUUAGACUUGAGCGAGAUCAGAAGUCCUCGAAUGCAAAGGCGCUUAGAAAGAAAUGCCCAGACUCCACCUAGCCCGGAACAUGUACCUCAAAAAUCUCCUGACUAUCAGCAACAACAAGAGGUGAAACCAAACUUUGAAUACAAACCAGUGUGUAACGUGCGACCUGCCUCGGAAAGGGUGUGCCUGUUGCCCCAAGUUCAGCAUCAACCACAGCUGAAUAAGUCGCCCACUCCUUGGAUGCAGAAGGCUGCACAAAUUCAACCCUCCCCAGCUCCGUGGACCCAAAAUAAAAAAGAAUAUGUUGAUCAGGUUGAUAAAUCAGAAGAACGAGCUGUACCAGUGCGAGUUGAAAUGAAUAGACAAAUACCAACACAACCAUUGAAGAAUAAUACAAACCACUCAUAUGAUUCUGAACCGAUACAAGGACGUUCAUUUAAAGUGCUCCAACAAAUUACCGAGCCAAAAGGCGUGCUUUAUGAUGGUACUCAGCCCUAUAACAGCCAGUCAUUACCCUUAUCGGAACUCAGAAAGUUGCAGUUAAGUGAUGACGACCGAUCUUUCAUGAACAGGGUUAAAUCUCAAGUUGACGAUGAUAAAUUUUUACACAACGAAACGGACCCUCGUUACAAAGGUGCGUCGAUUCCGUCUAGAAGCUUUCGAAUGUUGCAAACAUUAACGAACUCUGCACCUGUUCCGAUGGAUAACAACUACAAACAAUCGGUACCGAUAAACAAUUACGUAUCAGUUGAACCUAUAGAAUCCAAAAUGUAUGUACCACCGUCAGAGAGACCUGUCGGCUCAGAACCGCAUAAGUAUACCGGUGGCUCUAUACCAUCCAGAUCAUUCAGGAUGUUACAAGCUAUGACUGGCCAAAAUAACGGUAAUUUAGGUGAAUCUGACUUCUGA